Molecule: messenger RNA, 3012 nt
Organism: Punica granatum (pomegranate)
Lineage: Eukaryota; Viridiplantae; Streptophyta; Magnoliopsida; Myrtales; Lythraceae
Source: RefSeq, a predicted model, not a curated record
CGGAGUGCUCCGAUGGAACUCACCAUUAGGGAGCUGCGACAAAGUACGGGGACUUAAAUAGAAAGGAAAGAGAAACUAGGGGCUGAUUGGGCGGGGAGACAAGAUUCAUACGCCGAACCUAGUCGCCUCCACAAUCAACAUGCACGUCCCCGAUUCGACUGAGCUCCGCUGACGUGUAUACCAUGUCAUCACCUCCCUCCUUUUAAUUCAUCUCCCCUCCUUCGAACGAGCCGAGUCCUCCCAACCAAAAAGCAUCCCUUCCCUUCCCCUCUGUUUCUCUCUCACUCACUGUCUCUCUCUCUCUCUCUCUCUCUCUCUCUGUUUUUGCUCUGUUUCUCUCUCUUCUCUCUCACUUUACCUUUUCUUUCCCUCUCCAGAAUUCCGAAUCAAAAGCUCUCUCAAAAAUCCAAAAUUUCUCGACCCAAUUUACAGUUCACUGCCCCCUACACUUUCUACUGCUGCUUUCAAAUCUUUUGGACUGCCACAUUGAAGCAGAGGAGGAGGAGGAAGAAGGCGAAGGAGGAGGAGGAGGAGAAGAAGAAGAACAGAGAAUCUUUUUUUCCUUCUUUUGAGGAAAUCUAGGUGACAGCAGAAAAGGCAAGUGAAGAUGAUCAAUAAUCCUCCCACCACCAUCAGCUUUGUAUCGCAGAAUCUCUAUAUCCCGAAAAUCCCCAAAGCCGGUCAAUAAAAAUGGUCACCCACCCGCAAACCUUCCUUUUCUAAAGCCACCAAAUUUGUUGCAAGACCGGCAGCGAUUUUCCAUUUCCCAAAAUUCGUCUGAUGGAAGGGAGGUCCGGGAACGGUAGCGGCCACUGCAAGAUCAGGAAGAGGGGCUGCUCGUCUUCCUCGUCCUCGUCUCUGGUGAGGCGGUACAGGCUGAAGAGGGCGAUUUUGGUUGGUAAGAGGACCGGGUCCAGCACUCCCACCCCGACUUGGAAGCUCGGCUCGAAGUCUCCCGCCCUGGUGGUUCCCAACAGCUCGAACUACCCCACUGGCCCGAUGGAGAGCAAGGAGGUUCCUGUUUCCGCAAGGAAGCUCGGGGCUACUCUUUGGGAGAUCAAUGAGGUGCCGUCACCUGUGAAGGACGUAGCUUUGGAUGACAAGAAGGGGAUGAGGAGGAGAGAGAAGCAUGGGAAGUUUUCGCAUUCGGAGUCGUUGAUGAUGCCGCCGCGUGUGUCCGAUCCGACCUAUAGUCCUCUCCCUGAGGGGAUGGAUCGGCCGGAAGGUGGGAAGCAUCGGAGAAGGGCUUCGGCGGUAUCUCAAAAGCUUCAGCUCGCUGAUUACGUCGGAGGCCAAGAAGACUCUAUUGCCAAUGCCAAUGUGGUAGAGAUCGAGUCUCAUUCUUGUAGCAAGAAUCACACAGAGGGCUUGAUCGAUAUGAGGACCCGCUUAAAGGAUCUUGGUAACAGUUUAACAACAUCUAAGGAACUCCUUAAAGUUCUGUAUCGGGUCGGAGGUCUCGGGAAGCAACAGCCUUCUACUAUUUCCCUUGUCUCUGCCCUGCGGGCUGAGCUCGAUCAGGCACGCGCCCACGUCGAGGAACUGAUCCAUGAGUCCAGGGCCCGCCAAAGUGAGAUCGAGUUCCUCACUCGGCAUUUCAAUGAGGAAAAGGCUGUGUGGAAAGCCAAGGAGAGAGAUAGGGUUCGGAACGCCAUUGCCCACGUUGCUGAAGAGCUCGAGGUGGAGCGAAAGCUGAGGAGGCAAACGGAGAGAUUGAACAAGAAGCUUGGGAACGAGUUGCUGGAAACAAAGGCUAACCUUUCAAAGGCUGUGAAGGAGCUUGAGAGUGAGAGGAGAGCGAAGGAGAUACUGGAACAGGUGUGUGAUGAGCUUGCACAAGGGAUCGGAGAGGACAGGGCUGAGGUAGAGCAGCUGAAGAGGGAGUCGGCGAAGGUCCUAGAGGAGGUCGAGCAGGAGCGCGAGAUGCUUCAGCUAGCGGAUGUUCUACGAGAAGAGAGAGUUCAGAUGAAGCUCUCGGAGGCAAAGUACCACUUCGAGGAGAAGAACGCAGCGGUUGAGAGGCUGAAGAGCGAGCUAGAGAACUAUCUGAGGACAAAGGUGGGUCAAGAAGAGGAUAACGAGGACUCCCCGAAGUCGGAGAGGAGCAAGAAGCUCGAGGCUCUCUUGACAGGUAGUUAUGGCAUUAGUAACCGCUUCGAGUUGGAUCAUCAGAAUGGAGAAGUCAACAGAGAAGUCGAGGAGAGCGAAGGAGAUGAUUCAGCGGAUAGUGAUCUCCACUCGAUUGAGUUGAACAUGGAUAAUAACACGAGGAGCUACAAAUGGAGCUUCGGGGAGGGCCUCGAAGCUCUAGAUCCGACGAAGAGAGACUCGGUGGAUAAGGAGCUUCCAUUCAAUGGGAGGAGGUCUCUCUCGGAGAAGAUUCAGUGGGCAAGCAUCUCCUUAAAGAAGGGAACUUCAAACGGCGUCGAACUCGGGCCGAACAGUUGCGAGAACCUCAACGGCUUUGAUAGGGGGAGACUGGUCGAGUUUGUCUCGCACGCUCAGGCAAAGAAUGAGGAAGACCAGUCGAAGAGACACAGAACCACAAAAGGCAUAAGAGACUCCAAGGUGCCCGGUUUUGGGAUAGCCUCUCUUCAGCCUGUCACGAGCCCGAUCAGGAAGUGGGGGCCCGUCCCAGAUCCUGUAAGUGACAUCCGGGAAAGUUCCCCAACUAUCAACCCGAGAGCGGAGGCGGCGAGAAUCAGCAGCGAACGUGGAAACGAGCCGGUUAAUAUCGAAACCUGAAACUGAGUUAGUAUUGCUCUUCUGAUGUUCGAAAUUUUGAUACUAGGAUGGUAAUUGUGUAUGAAAAUUAACUGUACAGAAGCUUCUUUGGCGUUCUAUUUGGUUAUAUAUUGUUAGUUAUGUUUUAUUAUUAUUAUUAUUAUUAUACUAUGUAAGGUUUUUGUUGUAUUUGAUCCUUAUCAUGUGGCGAUGGCAGAUUUUGUCAUUGCCUAACGGACUCGGGCUGCUUCAUUGAUAAUUAAGAGAAUAAAAUGAGCUGUUCGUUUU